CAAAUGCUUGUGAGCCCCCCUGUUUAGCAGGAAGCCGUCGCAUUGGUCAUCUCGGAGAUCAUGCAAAACUGACUCGUUUUGGCUCAGCACAGAUUUGUGUUUUUGCCAAACGCGGCUUCUUUUUCACCAACUUUUCCACAUUUCGUCAUGUUAGAAAAACAAAGUUUGCUGUGCUUUGGGGGGAUUUUCUGUGACAGACCAACACAAGGCUGUGGAAAAAUGUAAAAUGGAAGAAAAUUAUAAAUAAUCUUCCUUUGUUUUUACAAAUUAUAGUCUAAAGUCUGGACAUCUCUGUUCAACACCCCAUUGCUCUGAAACCCAUAAAUAAAUGCCUGUGCAACCAAUUCAUGGAUCCAUUUUGAAAGGUUAUAAAACAAUUCUUCCAGCUUUGAGCUUUUCAUGAAGAACUGUGUAGUCUGCAGACAAAAUUGGAAGAAUUAGCAAAUGCUAAGACAAGGAGCUGCAGAGAUCUGCCACCUCAGGUGAGCAAAUUGAGUGAGAAGAAUCAGUUGCAAAGGGGUCAGAAGAAAAUGUUCUGCUCAGAGGACCUGAGAGGCAGAGAAAGGAAACCUUACACCUGCACCAUCCCCACCACCAGACACAGAGGUGGCACCAUCAUUCUGUGGGAUCACUUUUCAUUAUCAGCAUGGCAUGCUCUGCAGUCGGGCGGCUCCGUGUUGGACGCUGUGGAGAAAGGCUGCGCUCGCUGCGAAGUUGACCAAUGUGACGGCACUGUGGGCUUUGGCGGCAGCCCUGACGAGACUGGAGAAACCACACUGGAUGCCAUGAUCAUGAACGGUAACUCGAUGGAGGUGGGAGCGGUGGCAGACCUGAGAAGAAUCAAAAAUGCUAUUGGAGUCGCCAGAGCCGUGAUGGAGCGCACUGAACAUACGAUGCUAGUGGGAGAGUCAGCCUCUGUGUUUGCUGAAAACAUGGGCUUUGUUGCAGAAGACCUGACUACCAACGAAUCUUUGAAUGUUUUCUCACAGUGGCUGAAGGGCAACUGCCAACCUAAUUAUCGAAAGAACGUCAGUCCAGAUCCGUCAACGUCGUGUGGACCUUACGGACCAAAAGCAGCGCAGACACAGUGUAAUGGAGAGCGGCAGGUUAAUAUACACUCCCAUGACACCAUAGGGAUGAUUGCCAUGGAUAAAGAUGGUCACACGGCUGCUGGAACAUCAACUAAUGGACUAUCACACAAGGUUCCAGGCCGCGUUGGAGACUCCCCCAUCAUCGGAGCAGGAGCCUACGCAGACAGCGCAGCUGGUGCUGCCGCCGCCACUGGAGACGGAGACAUCAUGAUGCGUUUUCUGCCCAGCUACUUGGCUGUGGAGCUGAUGAGGAACGGGGCCGAUCCCUCAGCAGCCUGCAAGUCGGCCAUCUCCAGAAUCAAGAGGCAUUACUCAGACUUCUUUGGAGCCAUAAUCUGCGCUAACACAACAGGCCAUUAUGGUGCAGCGUGUAAUAAGGUCCCCAGCCUCACACAGUUCCACUACAUGGUGGCCGACUCCGAGUCAGACACAGCAGUCCUAAAAUCUGUGCCUUGCUUUUAAACAAACUCAGUCACAUUAUCUCUGGAUUACAAGCCACAUCAUUGCUGGUUCUGUUGUGAAACGCCCAACUGAUGAGGCUGUUUCUAACUGGGAGCGCACUGGGAGAGCAACACAGAGCAGCCAAGGUGAUUCUAGUAAGUCUCUGCAGCUAAAAUAGACAUUUUCCACAACUAAAGAGUAACAGAAAAAUGUGCUUUAUGUUCUUCGCUAGCGGUAGUAACUAUAAUGUAAACAGAACAUAAAAGAAUUACAAAAUGUUCUUCCUUUGCGUCAAAAGGCAUAUGUUCAUAACUUGUAACAUUUUUGUUCGACCAAAAAAAGAACAUCAAAGUACACAGGCUUGCCAAAAAUCCACCUGGAUUUAACUAAGCAAAUACAAAUUUAUUGAUAACUGGAUGAGUGAUUAUCUUUCAGCUGGCAACAAGUUGUCAAACCCCAAUGAUGCAGCAGGUAGCUUCCCAUUUCUUAGGGCUAGUCAACACAGGAACAUUUUUAUUUAUUUUUAUCUGAAAUAGGA
Poeciliopsis prolifica (blackstripe livebearer) is the source of this 2070-nucleotide messenger RNA. Its product is annotated as N(4)-(Beta-N-acetylglucosaminyl)-L-asparaginase-like. The coding region runs from base 531 to 1553 and encodes 340 amino acids. Gene Ontology annotation, cellular component: lysosome. Gene Ontology annotation, molecular function: N4-(beta-N-acetylglucosaminyl)-L-asparaginase activity. Gene Ontology annotation, biological process: protein deglycosylation. Lineage: Eukaryota; Metazoa; Chordata; Actinopteri; Cyprinodontiformes; Poeciliidae. The transcript is spliced from 10 exons. The record is from RefSeq and is a predicted model, not a curated record.